GUGACGAGCUUCCGGCCGCCGCGCUUCGGGCGCCUGGCGGACCCGAACGCGGACGCGCGGGCGAGUGGUGUGGCCCCGGGCCUAGCGUCUGACCGUUCCCCGGGCGGCCGUGUCUGCGGAGGCUCCUUUUCAGCGUGCUCGGGCUUACGGUGGCGUCGGCCCCCGGCCGGGAGCGGCUCGCUGGACCGCAGCUCUUGGGAAACGCGCCGUUGGGCCGCCCAGCCGGCGACGUUCCCCGCGGCUUGUGGAGUAAGACUGUUCCAGGUUGUUGGGAAAAUAGACGACACGCUUGCCUUGCUCAACCUGGCCUGCAUGAUGACCAUCACCUUCCUACCAUUCACCUUUUCCUUAAUGGUGACCUUCCCCGAGGUGCCUCUGGGCAUCUUCUUGUUCUGUAUGUGCGUGAUCGCCAUUGGGGCUGUGCAGGCGCUGGUUGUCGUGUAUGCCUUCCACUUCCCGCACCUCCUGCACCCCCAGAUAGAGCGCUCCGCCCACAGGGCCCUCUACCGGCAGCACAUCCUGGGCAUCGUCCUCAGGGGCCCGGCGCUGUGCUUCGUGGCUGCCGGCUUCUCCCUGUUCUUCUACCCUUUGUCGUACCUGCUGAUGGCGAUGGUCAUCUCCCUCCCCUACGUCAGCAAGGCCUCCAGCUGGUGCAAGGGCAGGCUUGUGGGCCCCCAAGAGCCCCCAGCUCACAGCGUGGAAUUCUUCACUUUUGACCUGCAUGAACCUCUCAGCAAGGAGCGGGUGGAGGCCUUCAGCGACGGGGUCUAUGCCAUUGUCGCCACACUCCUCAUUCUGGACAUCUGUGAGGACAACGUUCCGGACUCCAAGGACGUCAAGGAGAAGUUCCACGGCAGCCUGGUGGCAGCGCUGAGCGAGUACGGGCCGCACUUCCUGGCCUACUUCGGCUCCUUCGCCACCGUGGGCCUGCUUUGGUUUGCCCACCACUCGCUCUUCCUGCACAUCCGCAAGGCCACACAGUCCAUGGGGCUGCUCAACACGCUCUCGCUAGCCUUCGUGGGCGGCCUCCCACUGGCCUACCAGCAGACCUCAGCCUUCGCCCAGCAGCCCCAGCGGGAGCUCGAGAGCGUGCGCGUCAGCUGUGCCAUCAUCUUCUUUGCCAGCAUCUUCCAGUUUGCCAUCUGGACCACGGCCCUGCUGCACGAGGGGGAGACGCUGCAGCCCUCGGCACGCUUCGGGGGCCGUGAGCACGCGUUCAUGUUUGCCAAGCUCGCGCUGUACCCCUGCGUCAGCCUGCUGGCCUUCGCUUCCACCUGCUUCCUGAGCCGGUUCAGCGCGGCCAUCUUCCACCUCACCCAGAUUGCUGUGCCCUUCGCCUUCCUGCUGCUCCGUCUCCUCGUACGCCUGGCCCUGGCCCCACUGCAUGCCCUGCAGGGCCUCAGCCUGCCAGCACACCGGAGCGAGGGGAGCGAGGACGACGCACGGGCCCCGCUCCUGCCUUCUGCCUACUAGCUCCGGGUGCCUGCCCGCCCCGGCCCGCCCUGGCCCGUUUGGUUCUUAUUUCCAUCGCCCUGCUCUAGAGCCCUCGGGAGGGUUUCUGCUUCUGCAGACAGCAUGACAGGAGCUUGGCGUCUGCGUGUCCAUCUCUGUCCUGGGCCCACAUUCUCUAUCUUCGUGAAGCCGAGCCGCGCGGGUGCUCGAGCUCCCGCUGGGAGCCCACGGCGUCAACCCUGGGCGGGGCAUGGGUCCCCAGGCACAGAGAAGAUGGCAGGCCAGCAGUGCCCACACUGUAUUUGUCCUGGACAUGAAUUAGGCUUACAUUCAGGUAGUGACAAGGUACACGAGGGCCUGGGUGCCGAGCCCACACUGCCCCUCUGGGCACACAGACUCACUUAAAUACAGAAGGACAGGCAGCUACAGGCCAGAACCGGCGCCAAGGCCUGCGAAGCAAACACUAACUGCACCACCGGGGACAUCACGGCGGACACACGCUUGUGUGCUGGAGGCACAGGGUAGGAAUGUCCCGUCACAAAUGGCCACAGCAGUGCGUUUGUGCAGUUUGGGCAGAAGCUUGGGGGACACGGGGCUGGCAGGGUGGAGCCCAGCCAGACGGUGCCAAAAGCAAAGAGCCAGGACAAGUAGAGAGACGUGGUUCCUGGGCCUCUCGCUGGGGGACUCCGGAGAUGCACCAGACUGACCUGGGGCCUGUCUGAGCUCAGGGUAGUGGGGGCCCGGGUGUCUGGUCAGCCCGACAGGUGCUGGGAACGGGCAUGCUGAUUGUUGACAAACAGGUGAUUAAAGCUGGCUCCUCCCCACGUCA
Molecule: messenger RNA, 2281 nt
Organism: Zalophus californianus (California sea lion)
Lineage: Eukaryota; Metazoa; Chordata; Mammalia; Carnivora; Otariidae
Gene: TMEM175
Product: transmembrane protein 175
Exons: 8
Coding region: 313-1473 (386 amino acids)
Cellular component (GO): endosome; lysosome
Molecular function (GO): proton channel activity; potassium ion leak channel activity
Source: RefSeq, a predicted model, not a curated record